UACCUUUCACUUCACAAAACUAAAAACCAAAAGUGUUCUUUCUCUCCCGAUUCUAAAAACCCUACUCUGCUUUGCGCCGAUCUCCCUUCUUAAUGGAGGAAAGAGGAUUCAUGUCACCUUCGUUGGCGUCUUAUCGAGAAGGAGGAGGAGGAAGCAAGGGCAUGUCUCGACGGAGGCCAAUGAGGCCGAGCUUUGACGCUGAUAACGAGUUCAUAACUUUACUCCACGGCUCGGAUCCCGUCAGAAUUGAGUUGAAUCGUCUCGAGAACGAACUCAGAGACAAGGAUAGAGAGUUGUCUGAAGCUCAAGCUGAGAUCAAAGCAUUGAAGUUGUCUGAACGGCAAAGAGAGAAGGCUGUUGAAGAGCUCACGGAUGAGCUGGGAAAGAUGUCGGCAAAACUCAAGUUGAUUGAAAAUCUUCUUGAGACUAAAAACCUUGAGAUCAGGAAAAUUAAUGAAGAAAAGAAGGCUUCCAUGGCAGCUCAGUUUGCAGCAGAAGCCUCUCUCCGUAGGGUGCACGCUGCUCAAAAGGAUGAUGACAUGCCUCCUAUUGAAGCCAUUCUUGCUCCUUUAGAGGCUGAACUCAAGCUCGCAAGACAAGAGAUUGCUAAACUUCAAGACGACAACAAAUCACUGGACCGCCUUACCAAAUCAAAGGAAGCAGCUUUGCUAGACGCUGAAAGGACAGUUCAGUCUGCAUUGGCAAAGGCUUCCAUGGUUGAUGAUCUACAGAACAAGAACCAAGAGUUGAUGAAACAAAUCGAAAUUUGUCAGGAAGAGAAUAGGAUUAUUGACAAGAUGCACAGACAGAAGGUUGCAGAAGUUGAGAAGCUUAUGCAGAGUGUGCGGGAGUUAGAAGAAGCUGUUCUUGCUGGUGGUGCAGCCGCAAACGCAGUGAGAGAUUACCAGAGGAAAUUCCAAGAAAUGAAUGAAGAGAGAAAAAUUCUGGAACGGGAACUGGCCCGUGCUAAGGUCAAUGCAAACAGAGUUGCUACUGUAGUAGCAAAUGAAUGGAAAGAUUCUAACGACCAAGUGAUGCCUGUAAGACAGUGGCUCGAGGAACGGAGAUUCAUGCAGGGAGAAAUGCAGCAACUACGUGACAAACUUGCCAUAGCUGACCGAGCUGCAAAAUCUGAAGCUCAGCUGAAGGAGAAAUUUCUACUGCGGCUUAGAGUGUUAGAAGAGAGUCUAAAGAAGCCUAGCAACAGAGGCACGCCUGGUGUUAGAAGUUCAAGCAACGGGCCUACACGAAGACAAUCCCUUGUUGGAGCCGAGACGAGUCCAAAAUAUUCAUCAUCAAAUGGUUCUGUGGCCAAGAGCAGACCAAGUUCUCAGCCGAGAUCAUCAACCGCUAGUGCGAGCACUGUACUGAAGAAUGCUAGAGGAACAUCUUCAUCGUUCGAUGGGGGAACCAGAUCAUUGGAUAGAAACAAGGUGCUAAUGAAUAGACCUGGAUCAAAGUUUCCUUCGAACCACCAGUCUUCUGAAGGAGCUAGCAGAGUCGAGUCGCCCAGCUCAAUAAAAGUGGAAGAAUCAGAUGACAAGUCAACGGAUAACGAUAGUGUCCCAGGUGUGUUGUACGAUUUGCUGCAGAAAGAGGUGAUAACAUUAAGAAAAGCUGCUCAUGAGAAAGAUCAAAGCCUGAGAGACAAGGAUGAUGCUAUUGAGAUGUUGGCGAAGAAGGUUGAAACAUUAACAAAGGCGAUGGAAGUUGAGGCAAAGAAGAUGAGAAGAGAAGUCGCUGUAAUGGGGAAAGAAGUUGCUGCCAUGCGAGUGGAUAAAGGACAUCAAGAUACUAAAACCAGACGUCCCUCCUCCAUCUCUAAAGGAUCUUCAAACACUGCUCAACUGCUUUCUGGAAGAGUGUCUGGACGAAUUGGGAUGACAAAGAGCACAUAACAACAAGCUCAACCAAUUCGAUCAAUAACCGGUUGAUCUAUGUUCUUGUACCAAAUGUGAUGAACCAUCACUAGGAAGAGGGGUUGGAUGUGAAAGCUGAAAGAGAAAAAACCGGUUUGGUUCUGUGUAAAAAGAAAUUGGCUUUAUAUAUAUUUGCCUGAUAAGAGAGGUAAGGAGUAAAUUUUCUUAUUUUGUUUUGUUGGUAUAACCGUAUAAGAGAGGUAAGGCUUUUGUAUUAUGUAACGUUUUAAGCUUUUAGCGUGUGAUUGUUUGUCCCUUGUUCGGUUAGUCAAGUAUUUGGUAGCCUUAAUA
Molecule: messenger RNA, 2210 nt
Organism: Brassica rapa (field mustard)
Lineage: Eukaryota; Viridiplantae; Streptophyta; Magnoliopsida; Brassicales; Brassicaceae
Product: microtubule-associated protein 70-4
Biological process (GO): cytoskeleton organization
Molecular function (GO): microtubule binding
Source: RefSeq, a predicted model, not a curated record